Molecule: messenger RNA, 2226 nt
Organism: Gigantopelta aegis
Lineage: Eukaryota; Metazoa; Mollusca; Gastropoda; Neomphalida; Peltospiridae
Product: receptor-type tyrosine-protein phosphatase T-like
Exons: 19
Coding region: 1-2226 (741 amino acids)
Biological process (GO): protein dephosphorylation
Molecular function (GO): protein tyrosine phosphatase activity
Source: RefSeq, a predicted model, not a curated record
AUGUCCUGUGAUGUUAGACACUGUCUUGGUAGUACGUACUGUGACGUGGAGUACGGAAGAUGUGUAGGUGGUUGUCAAGCUGGCUGGGAGUUACCUGACUGCACAACUGAGUGUCACGGUGGUACUUUUGGACGCGGAUGUAAAUCAAAGUGUAGUGAACGACACUGUAAAGGAGACAGCUCAUCUUGUGAUGUUCAGAAUGGAACAUGCCAACAUGGCUGUCAGCCGGGAUGGAAGAGUUCAAGUUGUAAUGCCCAGUGCAGUAAUACGACCUAUGGCGAUAACUGUGCAAUGCUGUGUUCAGAUAGACACUGUAGUAACACGGCAUCUUGUAUCCCUGAGACUGGUCAGUGUGAAGGUGAAUGUGCAUCUGGAUGGACAGGAACUACCUGCAAGGAAGAGUCUUCAGCCUCAACUGAUUUUCCAGUCGGACCUGCAGUUGGUGGCAUUGCUGCUGUAUUGGUUGUCAUAGUUGUAGUCGUCGUUAUUAUUGUAUUUGUCAGGAGACGACAAGCGAACAAUAAGGAUCGUUCUGAGCAUACACCCCUUCCAGAAAAGACUGAAAACCCUAGGGAAAGGAGACCUGUUGCAGCUUAUGAACAUGUCUACAUCAACGUUGAAUCACCUGCAAGAUAUUCAACCAAAACUGUUGAAAUAAAUGAUACCGACGUCAGUGACGUUGAUGAAGGAGAACCUGAAGAACAGGAAACUGACGAGGAGGAGGAGGUCAAGGAUGCUGACACGUAUUACAAUGAUGUCCAACCAGCUCCUACUCCGUUUAGUGUGCCAGAAGGAGGAUUUGACGUCGCAGAACUUGAAGAUAUCAUAGACAACAUCAGGAGACAGCCUGGCGGAUUUGAAGCAGAAUUCCUGAAACUACCAAGUGGGUUCAAGCAUCCAUACACCGAUUCACAGAUACAAGAAAACAGAUGCAAGAACAGAUUUGCUGGUUAUUAUCCAUAUAACAAUAAUCGUGUGAAAUUAUCUCCCUUGCCAAACCUACCGCACUCUGAUUACAUCAACGCCAGUUACGUCGAUGCGUAUGAAAAGACGAAAUAUUUCAUUGCAUCGCAAGCUCCAAAUAAUGUGACUUUACCAGAUUUCUGGAGGAUGAUCUGGGAACAGGACUGUGGACACAUCGUCAUGUUGACAAACCUAGUGGAGGGUGGGAAGCAUAAAUGUGAGCCCUAUUGGAAGGAUUCUGGUUCGAUGCAUGUUGGGCUUUUUGAUGUAGUGGUCAAAGAUAUCAUUGAACGAGCAGAUUAUACCAUCAGAAAGAUACAAGUCACCCAGAAGAAGUCUAAGAAAUGCAAGACAUUUGACCAUUACCACUUCACAUCAUGGCCUGACCACGGAGUACCUAAAGUGUUGGAUUUACUAGAAUUCUUCUGGUUGACACGAGAGACUCCUCCGUCCCGUCCUGGUCCUGUCCUGGUGCACUGCAGUGCUGGGAUUGGUAGAACUGGAACUUACAUUGCUCUACAUAUCCUGACAGACGAGGUGAAGAAAGCUGGAAGAAUGAACGUACUGGAAAUGAUGACCAAGAUCAGAGAUCAAAGAAAAAAUAUGAUCCAGACAAAGAAUCAGUAUGAAUGCCUUUUUACGAGUAUGCUCGAGGUUGUAAAAUAUGGACAGACAAGUAUGGCCACAUCUACUUACACGCAGAAAUAUGCUAAACUCAAAGGAUCUGUGAGAAUGGGCCACAAAACACUCGACGAGCUAGCUGAGGUUAUUGCAUCUACUGACAUAUCUGAUAAAGGUCUUCCACUGAAGAAUAAACUUUGGGUUGGUGGAAAGGAUGAUCUCUUUGCUGUUCAAGCUCCAUCGAAGAUGCUAAGUAAAGGCUACCUGUUGGUUUACACUCCACAAAGAACGGAGAAUCUGCUGUGGAAACUGAUCAUGGAGAAUGAUUCACUGACUCUUGUCACUCUGGGCAACAAGAAUGAAUCAUUCGUCCCACGCCCAAGUCAUUCCAGUAACUAUAGAAACGUGACUGUGACGACAGUGACAGAAACGCAUGUGUCAAGAGAGAUAACAUUAAGAAUACUUAGUGUUGAAAUGAAGGGAUCAGAUGAAAAGAAAGAAAUUGCCAACUUCUCCGUGCAGACUUGGACCAACACUUCUAACUCGUCCACAGUGAUCAAUUGUCUAACAACUCUGACAGAACAAAUCCUGGACAGACAGAACAAUCUGAAAUUUCACCCCGUCACGGUCGUCUUCGAGUAA